This is a messenger RNA of Helianthus annuus (common sunflower), 1618 nucleotides long. Its product is annotated as polyprotein of EF-Ts, chloroplastic. Gene Ontology annotation, biological process: translation. The record is from RefSeq and is a predicted model, not a curated record. The coding region runs from base 206 to 1321 and encodes 371 amino acids. Gene Ontology annotation, molecular function: mRNA binding; structural constituent of ribosome. NCBI's taxonomy places the organism in Eukaryota, Viridiplantae, Streptophyta, Magnoliopsida, Asterales, Asteraceae. Gene Ontology annotation, cellular component: chloroplast stroma. The transcript is spliced from 4 exons.
GAAAAUUCGAGGAUGACGAGAUAAGGGUUUAAAGACUCGCCUUUCAUUCCCAUCUUUUUCAUCAUUAUUCCUCAUUACCCAGAGCACAAAGCUUGAAUCUUUAUCAAAGAAUCGUGUUCUUCUUAUCAGGGUGAAGUAGUUAAUGAAGAAUUAGCAUCAUUACCAACUCACGCGGCCCGAAUUUGAUUCGUAAUUGAAUAACAAGAUGACACGCGCUAUCCCAUCGUCAACAAGCAGUAUCUCUCUUAUCCCCGGGUGCACUUUUAAUACAAUAAAAACCAAAAGUGGUUCGAUAAAAUGUUGUGUAUUACCUCUAUCAACGUCCCUUAGAUUAUUUACGCAUAUCGGGGCAUUCGGGUCCCACCAUAAGCCAAGAUUCGGAGUAGCAUUAGCCACUGGGGUGGAUGUGGAUGUACCCGUAGAACAACAAGCUGACCAAUUGGAUUCUACUGUUUCGGGUCAAGAUUCUGGUCAAACAUCAAAACCAACAUCAACCGUCGAUAAAUCUAAACAAAGAUCACGGCCCGUUAGAAAGAGUGAAAUGCCACCCGUGAAAGACGAAGAAUUGGUUCCGGGCGCAACUUUCACGGGUAAAGUAAGAUCCAUCCAACCGUUUGGAGCUUUCGUUGACUUCGGUGCUUUUACAGACGGGCUGGUUCAUGUCUCACAGUUAAGUGACGGUUACGUUAAAGAUGUUUCAAGUGUCGUUUCGGUGGGCCAAGAAGUGAAGGUGAAGUUAGUGGAGGCAAAUAUCGAAACGGGCCGUAUCACGUUGACCAUGCGGGAAAACGAGUCCAGUAAAAACACGGGUCAGAAGUCAAACCCGAGGCGGGACCGAGAUGAGGGGAGAAAAAGUACUAAAUUUGUUAAGGGUCAAGAACUUGAAGGGACCGUAAAAAAUCUUACACGUUCGGGUGCUUUUAUAAACCUAUCGGAAGGCGAGGAAGGGUUUUUACCGGCUUCUGAAGAAGCCGAUGAAGGGUUUGGGAGUCUAAUGGGUGGCGGUUCAUCGCUUGAAAUCGGUCAAGAAGUCAAAGUUCGGGUUUUGAGAAUUGCUAGAGGUCAAGUAACUUUAACCAUGAAGAAAGAUGAUGAUAAUAAAGAUUUAGACUCAAAGCUUCAAGGAAAAGUUUUUACUGCUACGAACCCGUUUCUUAUAGCGUUCCGUGAAAAUAAAGAUCUCGCUUCGUUUUUAGAUGAUCGGGAGAAAGUUGAAGGGGAGGAUGUGAAGUCUUCAGAUGAAGAUGUAAUCAAACCUGUUUCUGAUGAAAAUGGUAGCAUUAUCAGUGAAGAACAAGUAGAGAUACCGCAGGUGGCAUAACGGGCUCAAUCGAACAAAUACCGAUGUUCGAGCUUAAGUCGUAGAGAGUCGAGGAAACCGAAACCGAAGUCCAAGUGGAAGUUGAUGUUGGAAUUGUAGCUGAGGGCCAACAAGUUGUAGAUUAAGAGUGUGUUUGGAUGAGUUUAGUAGUUGUAAGUUGAUUUAUGUUGAUUUGUAGGUUGAGAUGUAUGUAAAAGACUAGACAUUUUGAUGAAUAUCAUGGUUUAAGGUUAUAAAACAUUUAACUUGAUGGUAUUUGGAACCAUAGUACUAAAAUAAUGUGCUUCUUUUAACAUU